Molecule: messenger RNA, 1401 nt
Organism: Tetrahymena thermophila SB210
Lineage: Eukaryota; Ciliophora; Oligohymenophorea; Hymenostomatida; Tetrahymenidae
Exons: 3
Source: RefSeq, a predicted model, not a curated record
AUGAUAGCAAUAAGUAAGUAUUAUAACAAAUUGAAAUGCCCUUCUGAAGAUAAGACUCAUGUUUUUGAUAAUCCGAAAUAGUUUAUUUCUCACUUGGCUGAAUGUGAAAUACUUAAAGAAUUUGCUUUAAAAAACGAGAACCAAGAUGGGUUAUUAAAGUUUCUUGUUUGCCCAAAGAAUUUUUAUCAUCUCAAAUUAGUUAAAGAAGAAAAUGAUUUUGAUCUUCUUACUUUAAGCAAAAAUAUAAAUUUCUGUAGAUGUUUAAAUGAAAAAAAUAGUGUAUAUGCUAACUAAUAAAGAACCAUCUAAUUUAAGCAAAGUGAAAUGAAAGAUUACCUAAAAUUUUAUUUUAUUGCUGAAGAAAACAAAUUACAUUAAGAUUAGUAGAGCUAAAUUGUUUAUUAAGAUUUAGAAGAUAUAAGAAGUUAAUUUCUGAAAAGCCAAUUGCUGACAAAGAAUAUCUAAAAGAAUAAACUAAUUUACUUUAAAUUUAAUGAUGAAUUAUAUUAAAAUGUAGCUUAAUUUCGUUUAGUAAAAGAUCAUUAAGGUAUGAAGUAAUAUAUUUAAAAGCACGAAAAAAUAGAUGAAUAAUUUGAAAUUAUUCCACGAAAUGAGAUAAAUCUUAUUUGUGAGGAUUAGGCAUUCAUAAGGUAAUCCCUAAAACCUAGAAUAAUUAUGGAAGUUGAAACAACCAAUUUUAAUUCAUUCAGGAUACAAAAUUAUUUCGGUAAAAAGAAUUUUGUCUCUUGUGUAAGGUAUAAAGAUGACAUAUUACUUAUGUUUAACAGUAAAAAACUGCUAAAUAUGUCUAACUCUGAUAACUCAUUCUUUAUUAUGAAUCUCGAACAAUCAGAAUAUUUAAACUUAAAAGAAAGAGAAAAAUAUGAUUUGCAUAUUGCAUAUUUAAGAGAAAGCUAUAAAAUAAAAUAGGAAUUAUAAGCUAAUCUAAAAAACAAAUUUGUUCCAAUACAAACCUAGGAGCUAACCUCAUCUAAUUAUUAUUAAUCUGAAAAUCAAAAGUCAAUUAUGUGCGAAAAUUAGAAUAUAUUAAAUAGCUCUCAACAUAAUAAUUAACCAUAAACAUCAAAUUCCCCUUAAAAAAAUACUGUUGAAAAUAAUAAGGAUAAACCUGUAUUAAAUAACUUAAGAAGAGUUAUUAAAAAAGUAAACAAAAAUGAUCAGACUAAAAUUUUAGUAGCAAAAAAAAUAAUUGUUUGUCCUAAAAGGGUAGAUGAAAAUUUAAAAAAAGUUAGAGAGAAAUGUCUUUCAAAGAUAGUUUUACUUAAAGAAAGAUUUGAAUUUUAUUUAAAAAAAGAAAUAAUUUUUUAAAGACUAUAAAAAUAGGAAUAAAUCUUAGAAGAAGAGCUUAAAGCAAUUUAAGAAGAAGAAUAUCAAAAUUGA